AUGAUUCUUUCUACAUAUCACACCAUCCAGUCUGUUUUCUGCUGCUGCUGCUGCUGCACAGUGCAAAAAAGAGCAAUGAGAACAAAAAUGAACCUGGACUCUGAUACUGGCCUAGUGACCCAAUACUCAACCUCACAACCAGCUGUUUCCUAUGCAUCUACUUGGAAGUGCAGGCAUAAGAGGCAAUUGCAGUUAAAGAACAAGCCAUUACCUCCUCUACCUGCUGAGGCUGUGGAAGACUACACAAAAAACCCCAGAGUUAUUGCACUCUAUGACUUUUUUGCUAGAGGACCCUUGGAUUUACCGCUCAAGAAGUCAGAAGAAUACAUUAUCCUUGAACAGUAUGAUCCCCACUGGUGGAAAGCAAGAGACCAGCAUGGGAACGAAGGUCUAAUUCCCAGCAACUACGUUACUGAGAACAAGAAAAGUAAUUUAGAAACAUAUGAGUGGUACUGCAAAAACAUAAACAGAAGCCAGGCAGAACUUCUCUUGCGCCAGAAGUCCAAAGAAGGCGCAUUUGUUGUCAGAGAUUCAAGCCAACAGGGACUCCUUACACUGUCCAUGUAUUCGCAGGCUAAAGGAAGUCAUAGUGGAGAUAUUCGACAUUAUCAAAUUAAGAAAAACCACUUGGGACAAUAUUAUGUGGCAGAAAAAUAUCUCUUUUCAUCUGUUCCUGAACUCAUCGAGUAUCAUCAACACAAUGCUGCAGGUCUUAUCUCUCGUCUCCGACAUCCAGUUGGAUCAGCUGGAUGUUCUUCAACAGCAACAUCAGUAUUGAGUUAUGAGGAGUGGGAAUUAAACCCAUCUGAAUUGGUGUUCAUGAAAGAACUUGGGCGCGGGCAGUUUGGAGUUGUUCACCUCGGUAAAUGGAAAGCCACCAUCAAGGUUGCCAUCAAAACAAUCAGUGAAGGUGCAAUGUCUGAAGAUGAUUUCAUCGAAGAGGCCAAAGUGAUGAUGAAACUUUCCCACUCAAAGCUGGUCCAGCUUUAUGGAGUGUGCACACGUCACAAGCCUCUCUACGUUGUGACUGAAUUCAUGGAAAAUGGCUGCCUGCUCAAUUACCUUCGGCAAAGGCGAGGCAAACUUGGCAGGGACGUGCUGCUGAGGAUGUGCCAGGAUGUGUGUGAAGGGAUGGAAUACCUGGAAAGAAAUAACUUUAUUCACCGUGAUUUAGCUGCAAGAAACUGUUUAGUCAACAUGGAGCACAUCGUUAAAGUAUCCGACUUUGGUAUGGCGAGGUAUGUCAUCGAUGACGAAUAUGUCAGCUCUUCAGGUGCCAAGUUUCCAGUCAAAUGGUCAUCUCCUGAAGUCUUCCAUUUCAAAAAAUACAGCAGCAAAUCAGAUGUCUGGUCAUUUGGUGUACUGAUGUGGGAAGUUUUCACAGAAGGCAAAAUGCCUUUCGACUGUAAGUCAAAUUCUGAAGUUGUCUGUGAGAUUUCUCAGGGUAAUCGACUUUAUCGACCACAUUUGGCAUCACAUAAUGUGUACAAAGUCAUGUACAGCUGCUGGCACGAGAAACCUGAAGGACGUCCUACUUUUGCAGAGUUACUAGAGACCCUCACAGAUAUAGUGGAGAUGGGAUAA
This is a messenger RNA of Leptosomus discolor (cuckoo roller), 1584 nucleotides long. RefSeq names its product TXK tyrosine kinase (gene TXK). Gene Ontology annotation, biological process: protein phosphorylation. Lineage: Eukaryota; Metazoa; Chordata; Aves; Leptosomiformes; Leptosomidae. The record is from RefSeq and is a predicted model, not a curated record. Gene Ontology annotation, molecular function: protein tyrosine kinase activity; protein binding; ATP binding.